This is a messenger RNA of Lindgomyces ingoldianus, 588 nucleotides long. RefSeq lists its product as uncharacterized. Bases 1 to 588 code for a protein of 195 amino acids. NCBI's taxonomy places the organism in Eukaryota, Fungi, Ascomycota, Dothideomycetes, Pleosporales, Lindgomycetaceae. The record is from RefSeq and is a predicted model, not a curated record. The transcript has 8 exons.
AUGGAUUUGAGGGGAAAGGGCCUUGGUCACUGCCUAAAGAGACUUGGGAAGCUGGAUAACAGUGCUAGUAACUCUAUAGCCGGGCUAAGAGGCGGUGAAAUCAUCCAACACAUGGCUGCACACCGCUUUCUGAUUAUGCUUCCCCAGAAGAUAGCUUCAGGAUGCGAAACUUUGAUUCCCUCCAUCUCGGCGAUAAAGAAGUCCGUCGGAGUCCUGCAUGGUACCCUGGUUAAUGUAUUCUCUUCCACUUCACGGAAGGACUGGGUUCUAAAUCUGGUUAGCUGUGCCCUAUACCCCCCAGAAAGAGUUGAGGGAAGGGUGGCAAGAGCCUCGAUGAUGUUGGAGCGGAGGAUCGAAAAGAAAGAAGAGAUUGUGAGGAUUGUGAAGAUAUUCCUCUCCGGUAUCGUUCCCUAUCAGCAGAAAGAGCUCCACAUUAACUCUGAGUUGACUCCUGUCGCUUACUUUGCGAACGGGCCUGAAAGAGGCAACAGAUUUCAUAAGGAAUUGAGUAUUUUAUUGCGGUGCGCGCUGUCAUGUCCAUGGCACUUUCAAGCGGUGGCCAACUCACUUGUGAAACACAUUACUUAG